CCAGGCCAGACCAGGCAACGACUGAGUGGGUACAUAUUGCUGCUUUGAUCAUUCCUUAUCUAUUCUUCUUAUCGGGAAGAUUCAGCCAACCACAGGUGCUUGCCGCCCUUCCUGCUUCUGUUGGUUCCAACCCACCAGCCUCCGCCUCCUGAGCGAUGCUGAUCCUAUCCUGCCCUUCCAAGUUGCAACUGCUAGAGGGGAUUUUGAGGAAGAGCCUUCCUCAGACCCUUUCGGUCCAUGGAGCAGUAAUGCACAUAAACCGUGGGAACCCAGCUGGGCAUGAGGUCCUGGUGGAUUCAUGGCCAAAUUUCAAGGCUGUCCUCACCCGGCCACACAGAGAGGUUGCCAAAGAUGACUCCAAUUUGUUCAUCAACAUGUAUGCUGCAUUUUAUCAUGAUCUUGAUGCGUAUCGGACACUGUUGCAGGACUCAGAUGCUAUCAACUGGGCCCAAACAUUCUAUAUCCUUGGGCACCAGGACGGGAUACUUGAGGCUUCCCAAGACGCUGCCGCCACCAAGCAAGUGGAGUUCUCACCAUCUUCCUACUUUACUUACUUGAACCCGGACCCAAACAAAAUGCGCACACGUCAGCUAGAUCCCAGCCUGAGACUUUCCACUUUGGAUAGCUCCCAUGUAGACCUGCUGAAUGAAAAAUGGCCCUACGGGGGUAGUGAACAGAGUCGUAGGUACCUGGCCACUUUGGUGCGUUCCUUCCCCAACAGAUGCAUCCUAGAUGGCAAUGGACUCCUGAUCAGCUGGGGCCUUUUUGAUCCUUUUGGUGCAUUGGCACAUGGCUAUACCCUUCCAGAAUAUCGUGGUCAUGGCUACAUGACUGCAGUCUCUAAAGUACUUUCCAUGCAUGUCCAUGCAUCUGGCUAUCCUGUAUAUGGCAAUGUUGCCCUUGAUAAUGUGCACAUGCAGAACAUAAAUGAACGUUGGGGCUCUCAGAGAUUAUCCCCAUUGUGUCAUUUUAUUUACCAUGCUCCUAAGACCGCCACUAUAAACAUAUAAACUUCCUUCAGUCUCAGCAAAACUUGUGAGACCUUUGGAGAUAGUAAAUAUCACUGUAUUGCCAAUGUGGCUGAACUUCAAGAUAGGAUAUAGUAUUGUGUCAACCAAGCUAUUCACAUUUUUCCCCAGCUGUUAUUCUUUAUACUCACUUUCUGUGAAGUAUCACUCUUACUCUCUACUCACUAGACCAGUGGUGGCGAACCUAUGGCAUGGGUGCCAGAGGUGGCACUCAGAGCCCUCUCUGUUGGCACGCCCAAACAGAGUCGCCCCACCCCACACCCCACACACACAUCUAGGCUGG
This is a messenger RNA of Sphaerodactylus townsendi, 1311 nucleotides long. RefSeq names its product glycine N-acyltransferase-like protein 3. The record is from RefSeq and is a predicted model, not a curated record. The transcript is spliced from 6 exons. Gene Ontology annotation, cellular component: mitochondrion. Gene Ontology annotation, molecular function: glycine N-acyltransferase activity. Lineage: Eukaryota; Metazoa; Chordata; Lepidosauria; Squamata; Sphaerodactylidae. The coding region runs from base 156 to 1010 and encodes 284 amino acids.